AUGGCUUGGUCGAUGGAGCAGCUUGAGAUCCUCCUUGCCUGCACUUCCAACUGCUUUUCCUCCGUGGGCAUGCUCCUCUUCAACAAGCUGGCAGUGGAGGCCUUCCCGCUCGAAUGUUGCUUAGUUUGGGUUCAGCUCUUCUUCGCUGCAUCCUUUAUGCUCAUCUUUGCCUUCCCGUACCUUCACAUCGGCUCUCUCAAAGACUUCCUGCGAUGGUGUGUCGUCGUGCCCUUCUACUGUGGUAUGCUGUUGACGUCCAUCCUGGCGCUGAAGAAUGCCCCGAUGUCGCUGCUCAUCGUCCUGCGCAACGCGUCGCCGCUGGCUUCCCUCGCCAUCGAGCGGUUCUACCCAGAGCCGCUGCGCAUCAGCCCCUGGAUGCUAGGCUCCAUCUUCAUGAUGCUUAUGGGGGCCUUCCUGUACGUCUCGGACCUCCCCUCAAAGCACUACCAGGGCAUCGGAUGGAUCUUGUUGAACAGCUUCAUUGCAGUGAUGGACCGCUGCCUCCAGCGUCUCCUGCUGUCCAAGGAUCAGCAGCCCGUGGACAUCUCGAAGGCGGGCAUCACCCUCAUCAACAACAGCAUGGGCCUCGUACCGGUCGGCAUCGCAGCAUGGGCCAAGGGAGAGCUUGCAGAGCUACCCCUCAAGUACGCCGCCCUCAGCAUCACGGACAAGGUCUACAUCGGCCUCAGUUGUGUCAUCGGCCUCUCCAUCUGCUACACGGGCAUUUGGGCACAGAGCCUCAUCAGCGCCACCAGCUUCCUGGUCAUGGUCAAUGCCAACAAGUUCGUGAUCAUUUGCAUCGAGGCUUUCGGCAUGCACACCAAGGUCCUCACACUUACACAGUUCCUGGGCGCCUGCGUGUCGAUCCUAGGAGGGAUUUCGUACGGAAAGGCUCGCUCUUACAUCGAGCAGGAGGCCGAAGAGAGGAAACAGUUGGUGCCCCCGAAGGUGUAA
Messenger RNA from Symbiodinium natans, 954 nucleotides. NCBI's taxonomy places the organism in Eukaryota, Dinophyceae, Suessiales, Symbiodiniaceae. The record is from the annotation of a GenBank genome assembly.